Molecule: messenger RNA, 2162 nt
Organism: Prosopis cineraria
Lineage: Eukaryota; Viridiplantae; Streptophyta; Magnoliopsida; Fabales; Fabaceae
Product: L-galactono-1,4-lactone dehydrogenase, mitochondrial
Exons: 6
Coding region: 134-1954 (606 amino acids)
Cellular component (GO): membrane
Molecular function (GO): D-arabinono-1,4-lactone oxidase activity; galactonolactone dehydrogenase activity; FAD binding
Source: RefSeq, a predicted model, not a curated record
AACUUGAAGGCCGAGGAGGAGCGAGGAUAAUAUGGAAUAUAAUCGACCCUGUCCCCAGCUUCCAUCUCCGAAGGUGUUUAGAACUUCGAACCACUGAUAAAACCCACGGAACAAAAUCACAGGACAGGGUCUAAUGAUGCUGAGAGGAUCUGCUCUGAAGCGUUCCCUUCAGCGUCAGCUUCAUCAUCACUUCCGCUCUUCCACUUCUAAUUCUCAUCUUGUUCGAAGCCUACCGUCCACAACCACCAUCAGCACCUCCCAAAACUUUGUUCGCCAAUUUUCCACUUCCACUCCAUCCUCUUCCGAUGCCGAACUACGUAAGUACCUGGGCUAUGCCGCCCUCGUUCUCUUCUGUGGCGCUGCCACUUACUACUCCUUCCCCUUCCCCGAGAAUGCCAAGCACAAAAAAGCUGAGAUCUUUCGCUACGCUCCUUUGCCCGAAGAUCUUCACACAGUCUCCAAUUGGAGUGGAACCCACGAGGUUCAGACCCGAAAUUUUCACCAGCCAGAGAAUCUAGAGCAGUUGGAGAAGGUUGUGAAGGAGGCUCAUGAGAAUAAGACUCGAAUUCGGCCUGUCGGGUCGGGUCUGUCCCCCAACGGGAUUGGUUUGUCCAGGGCUGGGAUGGUAAAUUUGGCACUGAUGGAUAAAAUUUUGGAAGUGGAUCAGCAGAAGAAGACCGUGAAGGUGCAGGCAGGCAUUAGAGUGCAGCAGCUUGUUGAUGCGUUAAAGGAGCAUGGUCUUACACUACAGAAUUUUGCUUCCAUUAGGGAACAGCAGAUUGGCGGCAUUGUUCAGGUUGGCGCACAUGGUACUGGGGCAAGAUUGCCUCCCAUAGAUGAGCAGGUCAUUAGUAUGAAAUUAGUCACACCUGCUAAGGGAACGGUAGAGAUUUCGAAAGAGAAAGAUCCAGAGCUGUUUUACCUUGCUCGUUGUGGUCUUGGGGGACUUGGAGUUGUGGCUGAAGUCACCCUUCAGUGUGUUGAGAGACAGGAGCUUGUGGAGCACACAUUUAUCUCAACAAUGAGUGAGAUAAGAAAAAACCACAAAAAAUGGCUCUGUGACAACAAGCAUGUCAAGUACCUUUAUAUCCCAUAUACUGACUCUGUUGUGGUCGUAAGAUGCAAUCCUAUUUCAAAGUGGAGAGGUCCUCCCAAGUUCAAACCCAAAUACACUAAAGAUGAAGCCAUACAGCAUGUUCAUGACCUCUAUAGGGAGUCCCUAAAGAAAUACAGAGGAGAAGAAACUAGGGUUAAAUCAUCAGAUGAUGGUGAACAAGAUAUUAAUGAGCUUUCUUUCACAGAAUUAAGAGAUAAAUUGCUUGCCCUAGAUCCACUCAACAAAAACCACAUCAUAAAGGUCAAUCAAGCUGAAGCUGAGUUCUGGCGGAAGUCAGAGGGAUAUAGAGUAGGAUGGAGUGAUGAGAUAUUGGGCUUUGAUUGUGGAGGUCAACAGUGGGUAUCAGAAACAUGCUUCCCUGCUGGAACACUAUCUAAACCAAGCAUGAAAGACCUUGAAUACAUUGAAGAACUGAAGCAACUCAUUGAGAAAGAAGAGAUACCUGCACCUGCUCCAAUUGAGCAGCGAUGGACAACUAGCAGUAGAAGUAUCAUGAGUCCUGCUUCAAGCUCAUCUGAGGAAGAUAUAUUCUCUUGGGUUGGUAUCAUCAUGUACCUCCCCACCAGUGAUGCUCGCCAGAGGAAGGAUAUAACAGAAGAAUUCUUUCAUUACAGGCAUUUAACUCAGGCAAAAUUGUGGGAUCACUUUUCGGCUUAUGAACAUUGGGCUAAGAUUGAGGUUCCAAAGAACAAGGAGGAGCUUGCAGCUCUCCAAGCCAGGCUAAGAAAGCGUUUUCCUGUGGAUGCAUUUAAUAAGGCAAGAAGAGAGUUGGAUCCCAACAGGAUCCUUUCAAAUAAUAUGCUGGAAAAGCUCUUCCCAGUAGCAGAUACCAUAUAGGACAACUUCAGGCAGGUUGAUUGUCAUCUUUUCUUGUCCUAAUAUUCCUUUUUCUUUUUUCAAAUGUGUGAUUAAGUUUGUGCUCAGCCGCAAGUUCUUUUCUCCAAGUAUUCCUUUUGUUUUCUUUUUCCUCUCUUUCAUGAACUUUAUGCACAAUGUAUGGUUUAUUAUCAAGGACUAUUUUAUUAAAAGACACUCUUUCACUUUA